UCUCUGAAUAUUUACAGACAGCUAUCUCCUCCUUCUGCGCAUGCUUCCUACGGUAUAUAAACUCCUGCCCAGUCAGUCUCCCUCAGAUCACAGUUGCCACUGAUCAGAACCAGGAACUUUUAGUUGCAGCUUAGGCGUUCAGUUACUGUUAAGCUACACAUUGGACGUAGUGGACUUAGUCGCUUUUAGACAUUGUCACAUUUUCUCUGUGGCGCUUCAAGUGGAGGCAAGAUAUUUACCAAGUACUAGUACAUUGACAUUAAAUACAUCUGGAGAAAUGGAGUGCGUUAUGAUGACCUCAGCGACAAUCAUGCCGAUACAUGGACAGUUUAGUUUUAAAUGCUGGAGAGAGCGGCAGUGCCUUAAACCAGGAAGCGGAACGAUAGAAUUCGACGAAUUUUUAAGUAUGAUGUCAAAAAACAAAAGCAGGGAUCCGGAGAAAGAAUUGUUGGACGUGUUUCACGUUUUCGACCAAAACGGUGACGGGCACAUAGACGCAGACGAACUUUACGACGUCUUAACAAAAAUAGGAGAAGUCAUAACAAAGGCUGAGGUUCGUGAAAUGAUCCAAGAAGCUGAUGUUGACGGUGACGGCACAGUAAAUUUUACAGAGUUUAAAAGGAUUCUGACGGCGAAAUAAGUAAACUCAAUAUCUGACUCUCAUCUGUGAUUCUGGGAACUGGCGUGGCGUUGGAGUUGCGCAACGAUAAAACGCGACGGAAAGGCCCCCUACUGAGCCAGGCAGGAGAAACGACUUUAUGCAAUAAAAGGGUUCUUAUUUACAUCAAGACUAGAUAACCGGCCCGACUCUGUAGAGUGUGUCUGUGAAGAAUUCAAAAGAUUUGCCGAAAAAAAAAAUGACGUGUCUUAAAACGCCAGCAAAGAAACAAGACCCGUCUUAAGGCACCAAAGCGUCGAUAUUCAAUCUUCUGUUAAUUUGACAUGUUUUGUUUAAAGCCCGAAGAAAAUUCUUACAAAAUUCAUUUUAAAUUAAAAUUUUGUGCACGCGCUUUCAUGAAGAUAUAACUUUAACGUUGCUUAAUUAUUAUUUUUUUUCUCAACACAAAGUGAUACCAUAUGACACUACAUGUAAUUGUCGACCAUCUUCGGUCUUUUCGGUAUCCACAGGCUUCAUUUUAGAAGUUCAAAAACAAGGAAGAUAUACAUAUUGCACUGAGUUAAAAUCCAACGUGUAUGUUGCAGUGCACGUUUUUCAGUGUUUUUGUUAACGGCUAAUGCACAGAACCUACACGUAAUCGGUAAAUCUGUUGAGUUAUACUGGAGCACCCAAGCAAAUGCAAGUGCCAUUUCCCAUAUUUGUAAAUAUGCUCUUAACAAAGUGUGAUAUUUGAAAUAAAAUAAUU
Messenger RNA from Lingula anatina, 1364 nucleotides. Its product is annotated as calmodulin-like. Gene Ontology annotation, molecular function: calcium ion binding. Gene Ontology annotation, cellular component: myosin II complex. The record is from RefSeq and is a predicted model, not a curated record. Lineage: Eukaryota; Metazoa; Brachiopoda; Lingulata; Lingulida; Lingulidae.